This is a messenger RNA of Tricharina praecox, 1360 nucleotides long. Its product is annotated as mitochondrial carrier domain-containing protein. The coding region runs from base 180 to 1061 and encodes 293 amino acids. Gene Ontology annotation, biological process: transmembrane transport. The transcript has 5 exons. The record is from RefSeq and is a predicted model, not a curated record. Gene Ontology annotation, molecular function: transmembrane transporter activity. NCBI's taxonomy places the organism in Eukaryota, Fungi, Ascomycota, Pezizomycetes, Pezizales, Pyronemataceae.
UCGCUACCUAGCCCCAGGUACCUCACUCGGCACGCCUAGCUCCAUUCCACCUGCCCCAGUAAACAAAUUUCCAGUCAAAAUAACCUCGGACAAAAGGUUCCGGAAUAGAUAGCGAAUAGCCGCAUGACCCUCACCGAACUGGCAACCAUGCCCUUACACGUCCACCACAACCUAUUGCUAUGGCCGACUUCAUUGCUGGCUACAUCUCCGGCGCAGCGGGGAUCCUCCUCGGGAGUCCCUUGGACAUAAUCAAAGCACGGCUACAGACGGGCACUUUCUCCAGCACCUCCACGUACACGUUCAGCACGCCGCUGUCGACGCUGCGCGGGGCCACGCCACCACUGCUGACCUACGGCGCCCUCAACGCCGUCCUUUUCACGGCGUACAACCGGUCGCUGCCAUACCUCCCACAAACGCUCCCCGGGAUCUUCACUGCCGGCGCCCUCGCCGGGCUCGCAACCUUCACCAUCUCCGCGCCCACCGAGGUGAUAAAAUGCCGAGCGCAGCUGUCGGCGCAGCACAGGUCCUCGGCCGCAGUGGCAAUGGAGCUGCUGAGGGCGCACGGGAUUCGCGGGCUGUAUCUCGGCGGCGUGGUCACGGCGCUGAGGGAUAGUAUUGGCUACGGCUUCUAUUUUUCCACUUAUGAAGCGGUUAGGCCGGCGUUUGCGGAGCCGGAGGGGCAGCUGGCGAUUCUGGUGGCCGGAGGCGCCGCCGGCGUGGCUACGUGGGCGAGUAUUUACCCGCUGGAUGUGGUGAAGACGAGGGUGCAGACGCAGGUUUUGGGUACAGCGGCGGCGGCGGCGACGGAGCGGAGCUGGUUGCUGGGCGCCCGCGCGGGAAGAGCGUGGCAUGGUGGGUUUGGCGCGAGAGAGUGUGCGCGGAGGGCGUGGAGGGAUGGCGGGAUGAGGGUGUUCUUUGACGGGAUGGGGGUUUGCAUGGCACGAGCUUUUUUGGUAAACGCAGUACAGUGGGCAAUCUACGAGUACAUUAUGCGCCAGCUGCGCACAACCAGCAUCUCCCUGGAAAGCAGCACACAAGUACAUCAGCGGCAUCAUUCAUGAAUCAUGAUGGUAUCCUGAAUGGGCGCGCGCGCGGGGCGGCUACCUAUCGGAGUAUCAAAAGAGCAGAAAAUCAGACCACUUUUUGACUCCUUUGACCAGUGAAGUUUCAUCAUGUGUGACGAACGGGUGUUGCAGACCUCGGGGUUCCGAUUCCCCCCCUCAUGAAACGGCCCGAGCUAGAUAUCCUCUAAAGGAAGGAAGGCUGUAGGUUCUCGGCAGGGGAGCAAUGUUACAGCACAACAAUCUUCAUCCCCCACUCACGAUUACCCAUGAUGAUAAAACGCAAGAAAGAUGGCAGA